AUGAGUUACUACAACAGCUCUGAGCUCCUGGUCCCAGGCAGCGCUGGCCAGCUGGUCCUGCAGCCCCUCUGGGACCGACUGAAGACCUGGGAGGCGCUCACCGGAUCGCCCUUUUUCCCGGUCUUCUUUUCGAUCAUCACCUACCUGGGCUUCUGCCUGCCUUUCGUGGUGCUGGACGUCCUGUGUCCCUGGGUGCCUGCGCUGAGACGCUACAAAAUCCACCCGGACUUUUCUCCCUCGGCGCUGCAGCUGCUCCCCUGCCUGGGACAGACGCUCUACCAGCACGUGGUGUUCGUGUUCCCCGCCACCCUGCUGCACUGGGCGCAGAGCCCCGCGCUGCUGCCGGCCAAAGCCCCAGAGCUGCUGCAGAUGCUGCGCCACAUCGUCUUCUGCCUGCUGCUCUUCGACACCGAGUUCUUCGUGUGGCACGUGUUGCACCACAGAGUGCCCUGGCUCUACCGCACCUUCCACAAAGUGCAUCACCAGAACGCAUCCUCCUUCGCGCUGGCCACGCAGUACAUGAGCGUCUGGGAGCUGUUUUCCUUGGGUUUCUUUGACAUGCUCAACACCAGGCUGCUUGACUGCCACCCGCUCACCAUCCUCAUCUUCCACGUGGUCAACAUCUGGCUGUCGGUGGAGGACCACUCAGGUUAUGACUUCCCGUGGUCCACCCAUCGACUGGUGCCUUUUGGGUGGUACGGAGGCGUGGCGCAUCACGAUCUCCAUCACUCUCACUUUAACUGCAACUACGCCCCUUACUUCACACACUGGGACAAAUUACUGGGUACUCUGAAGCGGGCCCCUCUCCCUGCAUGGCUGAGUGGCUGUGGGGGGAGCCCCUCAGACUCCGGACCGCUGUGCAGUUCACACUUGAGUCAGGAGAAACAUACCUGAGCUGGGUGUUUGUUUGUUUGUUUUAAAGCAAAUAACUUAUUAACUGAUGAAGCUGUUCUAGAUGAAAUGUAUUUUUGCAAUCUGACAAAGUAAUUUAUAGAAUGUAUUUUAUUAUGAUUGUAUCUUUGGUGUCAAAAUCUAGCUCACCUCAAAGCCUUGACUCUUGGACAUAAUUAGACAUUCAUCACUGGCCCAUGUGAAUCAUCUGUAAAAGGAUUUGUUUGUAGAACAAGGGUUUUCUAUGUCUGAAAAUGGCCAUAAAUGGUGAUACAUGGACAUCUUUUGUGGAGGAUCUAACUUUUAACUCUAAAAAUCCAGAUAUGUUCCUGCUGGACAGUGAUCAAGAUUAUUAUAUUGUUUUCUAUUUUUUUAAUAGAGAUGCAUAUUUAUAUUGUAAGAAAUACCAUUUGUGCUGUUAAAAUGAGGAAAAAUGAAAGAAAUCAUGCAUCAAACAAG
Molecule: messenger RNA, 1350 nt
Organism: Dipodomys ordii (Ord's kangaroo rat)
Lineage: Eukaryota; Metazoa; Chordata; Mammalia; Rodentia; Heteromyidae
Gene: Ch25h
Product: cholesterol 25-hydroxylase
Exons: 1
Coding region: 1-894 (297 amino acids)
Biological process (GO): cholesterol metabolic process; sterol biosynthetic process
Molecular function (GO): C-4 methylsterol oxidase activity; steroid hydroxylase activity; iron ion binding
Source: RefSeq, a predicted model, not a curated record